GAGAGAGAAAAGAAAGAGGAGGAAGAGAAAUAUCUGCAACCAAGCGGACUAAAGCAAAGAAAAAGAGUGCUUGCUUGCACAGCUGCAAAGUGGGAAUUUAAAGAACUGCAGAGAGAGAAAUUCCAGCUCAUCAGCACAUACACAUUGCAGAAUUACAGAUCCAGGUAGAAAUGACAUCAACAGGGAAAGAAGGCAGCGGAGCUCAACAUGCACAAUAUGUUGGACCCUAUCGCUUGGAGAAAACCCUAGGAAAAGGACAGACAGGGCUUGUGAAGUUGGGGGUUCACUGUGUCACGUGUCAGAAGGUCGCGAUAAAAAUUGUCAACAGAGAGAAGCUCAGCGAGUCGGUGCUAAUGAAGGUGGAGCGGGAAAUAGCCAUCCUGAAGUUGAUAGAACAUCCCCACGUUUUAAAGCUGCAUGAUGUUUACGAAAAUAAAAAAUAUUUGUAUUUGGUGCUAGAACAUGUGUCAGGUGGGGAGCUCUUCGACUAUCUCGUAAAAAAGGGAAGAUUGACACCAAAAGAAGCCAGGAAGUUCUUCCGACAAAUCAUCUCUGCUUUAGAUUUCUGCCAUAGUCAUUCAAUAUGCCACAGGGACUUAAAACCAGAAAACCUACUGCUGGAUGAAAAGAACAACAUCCGGAUAGCAGACUUUGGGAUGGCAUCACUGCAGGUUGGGGACAGCUUACUAGAAACCAGUUGUGGAUCACCACAUUAUGCUUGCCCUGAAGUCAUCCGGGGAGAAAAAUAUGAUGGAAGGAAAGCAGACGUCUGGAGCUGCGGAGUCAUUUUAUUUGCGUUGCUAGUGGGUGCCCUGCCUUUUGAUGACGACAACUUGCGGCAACUAUUGGAGAAGGUGAAGCGUGGAGUGUUCCACAUGCCACAUUUCAUCCCCCCAGACUGUCAGAACCUUUUGCGGGGGAUGAUUGAAGUGGAUGCCUCGAAACGUCUCACGCUAGAACAUAUUCAAAAACACAUAUGGUAUAUAGGGGGUAAGAACGAGCCAGAACCAGAGCAACCAAUCCCUCGAAAGGUGCAGAUUCGUUCACUCCCUUCCUUGGAGGAUAUUGAUCCAGAUGUGUUAGAUAGCAUGCACUCAUUAGGCUGCUUCCGUGACCGAAAUAAACUCUUACAGGACUUGUUGUCAGAAGAAGAAAACCAAGAGAAAAUGAUUUAUUUUCUUCUGCUUGACCGUAAGGAGAGGUAUCCUAGUCAUGAAGAUGAGGAUCUUCCCCCUAGAAAUGAAAUAGAUCCCCCCCGGAAGCGUGUGGACUCACCAAUGCUGAACCGGCAUGGCAAGCGGCGGCCUGAGCGCAAGUCCAUGGAGGUUCUCAGCGUGACAGACGGCGGCUCCCCAGUCCCUGCUCGCAGAGCUAUUGAAAUGGCACAACAUGGACAGAGGUCUCGGUCAAUCAGCGGAGCAUCAUCUGGGCUCUCCACCAGUCCUCUCAGCAGUCCAAGGGUCACCCCUCACCCCUCUCCAAGGGGAAGUCCCCUCCCUACCCCCAAGGGGACACCUGUCCAUACGCCAAAGGAGAGCCCAGCAGGCACACCCAACCCAACACCACCAUCCAGCCCCAGCAUUGGAGGAAUGCCAUGGAGGACACGGCUCAACUCAAUCAAGAAUAGUUUCCUGGGGUCUCCUCGCUUCCAUCGCCGGAAAUUGCAAGUACCUACACCAGAGGAGAUGUCUAAUUUAACCCCAGAAUCAUCCCCAGAGCUUGCCAAAAAAUCCUGGUUUGGUAACUUCAUCAACUUGGAGAAAGAAGAACAGAUUUUUGUGGUCAUUAAGGACAAACCACUAAGCUCCAUUAAGGCUGAUAUUGUCCACGCUUUCCUCUCGAUUCCAAGCCUCAGUCACAGUGUCAUCUCACAGACAAGUUUCCGUGCAGAAUAUAAAUCCACAGGAGGUCCUGCUGUCUUCCAGAAGCCAGUGAAGUUCCAGGUGGACAUAACAUACACAGAAGGGGGAGAGGCUCAGAAGGAGAAUGGGAUCUAUUCUGUCACUUUCACACUCUUAUCAGGUCCAAGCCGUCGUUUUAAGAGGGUAGUAGAAACCAUUCAGGCACAGUUGUUAAGCACACAUGACCAGCCUUCAGUGCAGCAGUUAUCAGACACCACUAACUGUAUGGAGUUGAUGACUGGCAGACUUUCCAAAUGUGGCAGCCCAUUGAGUAACUUCUUUGACGUAAUUAAACAACUUUUUUCAGACGAGAAGAACGGGCAGGUGAGCCACCCCCCCGGCACGCCAACCAAGCAUAGCGCAAACAGCAAGCGGAGCGAUUCCGGUUCUAAUGACUAUGGGUCUAGAGGAGACAAUAAGUACCCUGCUGGCAAAGACAAGGCAAAGAUGGUCUCAUCAGUCGGCCUACAAGACCAACCUUAAAUAAACACAUAAAAAUUUAAAUAACUUAGAAAACA
Molecule: messenger RNA, 2419 nt
Organism: Colius striatus (speckled mousebird)
Lineage: Eukaryota; Metazoa; Chordata; Aves; Coliiformes; Coliidae
Gene: BRSK2
Product: BR serine/threonine kinase 2
Exons: 20
Coding region: 171-2384 (737 amino acids)
Biological process (GO): microtubule cytoskeleton organization; intracellular signal transduction; protein phosphorylation
Cellular component (GO): cytoplasm
Molecular function (GO): tau-protein kinase activity; protein serine/threonine kinase activity; ATP binding
Source: RefSeq, a predicted model, not a curated record